GUCAGUCGUAUUCGGCAUCGUCAGGCCGUCGUUUCGUCUUCUCUUUGCUCUAGUGUGUGUGUGUAUAUCCUGCGCCAGGUGUGAGGAUGCCUUCUGCUUCCACUCUGUUCAGCACCUCGGGCAACAAAAUCCAAGCCGAGAGCACGCAGGCUGACGGCAAGACCUACGAGCAGUUGAGGAAGGAGUGCCUGCAGAGGAAGCAGCUGUUUGAGGAUCCUGACUUCCCCGCCAAGGGCUCAUCUCUCUUCUACAGCCAGAGCGUCCCCGUCAACUUCGAAUGGAAGAGACCCGGGGAAAUCUGCAAAGAUCCUAAGUUCAUCGUUGGAGGAGCGGACAGAACAGACAUAUGUCAAGGACAGCUGGGAGACUGCUGGUUGUUAGCAGCCAUCGCCUCACUGACACUGCACAAGGAGAUCCUGACGAGGGUCGUGCCACCUGACCAGAGUUUUGAUCUCGGCUACGCUGGCAUCUUUCACUUCCAGUUCUGGCAGCAUAACCGAUGGCUGGACGUGGUUAUAGACGACAGGCUGCCGUGUGUGAGGAACAGCCUGGUGUUCCUCCAUUCAGCCGAAAACAACGAGUUCUGGAGCGCACUGCUGGAGAAGGCCUACGCCAAACUGAACGGCAGCUAUGAGGCUCUGAAGGGAGGCAGCACCCUGGAGGCCAUGGAGGACUUCACCGGUGGAGUCGGAGAAACAUACGAGACAAAGAAAGCUCCCGCAGACCUUUUCGUCAUCCUGAAGAAGGCGCUGGAUAGAGGUUCCAUGCUGGGCUGCUCCAUUGAUAUCACCAGCUCAGCUGAAUCAGAAGCUCAGACUUCCACAGGCCUGGUCAAAGGUCAUGCCUACUCCAUCACAGGCCUGGAAGAGGUGAACUACAGAGGGGGAAAAGUGCGAUUGAUCCGUAUCAGAAACCCCUGGGGUCAGGUGGAAUGGAACGGCCCCUGGAGCGAUAAAUCCAGAGAGUGGAAUAAUGUUGAUAAAGCAGAUAAGAUCAGACUGCUGGAAAACGCCACAGAUGAUGGAGAGUUCUGGAUGGAGUUUGAGGACUUCAAGGUGAACUACGACAAAGUGGAGCUGUGUAACCUGACUCCGGACUCCCUGACAGAUGACACCAAGAAGAAGUGGGUCAUGAACAUACUGGAGGGCAGCUGGAUUCGGGGCUCUACCGCCGGAGGCUGCAGGAACUACAUUGACACCUUCUGGACCAACCCUCAGUUCAAGCUGAAGCUGGAGGAACCGGGCAAAGAUAAUCAGUGCAACGUCAUCGUGGCCCUCAUGCAGAAGAACCGACGCAAACUGCGCAAGGAAGGGCUGGACCUGGAGACCAUCGGUUUCGCUAUCUAUCAGUGCGCUGAUCACGAGGACCACGCAGACAAGGAUUUCUUCCGCUUUAACGGUUCGAAAGCACGCAGCCGCACCUACGUCAACACACGUGAGGUGUCCGAGCGUUUCACCCUCCCACCGGGCAACUACCUGCUGGUGCCCACCACCUUCCAGCCCCACCAGGAGGCUGACUUCCUCGUGCGGAUCUUCUCCGAGACCAAAGCCGGAGCGCUGGAGAUGGGCACCACUGUCGAUGCUAACCUGCCUGACCCGCCAAUGCCGACUCCGCCUGAGAAGGAGAGUGAUGAGGAAAAGGGCCUGAGGAAGCUGUUUGAACAGAUCGCUGGCUCGGACCAGGCCAUCAGCGCCCAUGAGCUGCAGGACGUCCUAAACGGAGUACUCAGCAGGAGGAAAGAGAUUAAAUUUGAUGGUGUGAGUCUGAAUACCUGCCACAGUAUCAUCAACCUGAUGGAUGUGGACUGCUCGGGAAUGAUCGAGUUUCAGGAGUUUAAGGUCUUCUGGGAAAAGCUGAAGAAAUGGAUGAUGCUGUUCCUGUCGUUCGAUACAGACCGGAGUGGACGGAUGUCCACCUACGAGCUCCGGUCUGCUCUCAAGGCAGCAGGGAUGCAACUGAAUAAUCAACUACUUCAGCUGCUAGCACUGAGGUUUGGGGAUGAGCGAUAUGAAAUCGACUUCGACGAUUACCUCACCUGCAUCGUCCGACUUGAGAACAUGUUCCGCGUUUUCCAAGCCCUGGACACACAAAACAGAGGAGAAGUGAACAUGAACUUUCAACAAUUUUUGUUGCUGGCCAUGAAUGUCUGAAGGGGAGAAGAAUGAAUGAAAUAAAACCUGAGGAAGUGAGAAGGACAGCCUUGUCCAUGUGUUGCUUAAAGAAUUGUUCUGUAACAUUUAAGUUUCCCAAACAUAGAUUUCUCCAAACUGAAAUUAAAUUUCACCGGGGAAAUCAGUUACACUGGAAAUAAUUUGAAGACUUUAUUAACCGGAUGUUGGAUUAACACUCAGAAAUCUGAUUCUGUACAUGUUAUGGUCUUUAAUUAUUUGCUUUGUUUGUUUUAUGUUUUGUUUGUUUGUUUGUUUGUUUUUUCUUCCAGAUUUUGAGUUGGCUUGUGCAGAAAAUAAAUACAUUCACGCA
This is a messenger RNA of Ictalurus furcatus (blue catfish), 2481 nucleotides long. RefSeq names its product calpain 9 (gene capn9). Lineage: Eukaryota; Metazoa; Chordata; Actinopteri; Siluriformes; Ictaluridae. Gene Ontology annotation, molecular function: calcium-dependent cysteine-type endopeptidase activity; calcium ion binding. Gene Ontology annotation, biological process: proteolysis. The record is from RefSeq and is a predicted model, not a curated record. Gene Ontology annotation, cellular component: cytoplasm. Bases 87 to 2150 code for a protein of 687 amino acids. The transcript has 20 exons.